AUGCGUCCCCGAGCUUCCGACAGUGAGAAGGCCGCUCUCCUUUUGAAUGAACCGUCCUGCAGCUUCUCGACCGACAUGAUGCCCGACGGGAGCCAAUUUGAUCGCGCUACCAAGGACCAAGUCUCCAACUACGACAACCACCCUACUACCAAGCGGUCCGGACCAGCCCACCCUCUGCAAAAAUGUUCGAGGUCAUGGAUUACAGGCGCCGUCGCGUCGUGCCUCACGGGCCUCAUCCUGAUCUCAGCCUACUCUGGCAGCGGGCUAUUCGGCGCCGGCAGCUGGUUAGCCCGCCAUCAUCAAGCACAAUUAGCUGCUUCUCCAGCCUCUCCACCGUCUCGAGCCUCUCCAGUCCGGAACUGGGAUGCGGCCGUCUCGAAGGCGACGGCCUUUGUGGCGCAGCUCAACCUGACCGAAAAGGCGCAGAUGGUCACUGGCCAACUCGGGCUUGAGGCCGGCGGUUGCAUCGGCAACAUCCCGCCGAUCGAGCGCGUCGGCUUCCCCGGCCUCUGCUUGCUCGACGGCCCCACGGCACUGGACCGCGCCGACCUCGUCAGCGUCUUCCCGGCCGGCCUGACGACCGCCGCCAGCUGGGACAAGGAACUCAUCUACCUGCGUGGCAAAGCCCUGGGCGAGGAGUUCCACGAUAAAGGCGUCCACGUCGGACUCGGCCCGGUUGCUGGGCCGCUGGGGCGUCAGCCUUUGGGAGGCCGAAACUGGGAGGGUUUCUCGGUAGAUCCGUAUCUCACGGGCAUCGCCAUGCAACUCACUAUUGAGGGCAUGCAAUCAGCGGGCGUGCAAGCCUGCGCCAAGCACUUCAUUGGCAACGAGCAAGAAACGCAGCGGACCAACUCCUGGCUCGCAAACGGCACGGAAGUCGCCGCCAUUUCAUCCAAUAUUGACGACCGCACCCUUCACGAGCUAUAUCUCUGGCCCUUUGCAAACUCGGUCCGGGCCGGGGUCUCCAGCUUCAUGUGCAGCUACAACCGUCUGAACCAGACCUACGCGUGUGAGAACUCGGGCUUGCUGAACGACAUCCUCAAGACGGAGUUGGCUUUUGAGGGGUACGUCAUGUCCGAUUGGUUCGCGACCCAUUCCGGGGCGGACUCCAUCAACAACGGGUUGGACAUGAACAUGCCCGGGCCGAUUGGCCAUGCCCAGGUUCUCACGGGUGAGACGUACUGGGGGCCAAAUAUCACGAGAAUGAUCAAGGACGGCUCGGUUUCUGAGGACCGCCUGGAUCAGAUGAUCCGGCUGAUCAUGACGCAAUUUUACCUCUUCGACCAGGACAGCGCCGACUAUCCCACCGUCGACCCGUCCAUUGUUUACACCAUCGCGGCUCAGUCAAACCUGCUGGACCUGCUCCCGCUGGAGCCGCCCCCGAGCCGUGAUGUCCGACGCGACCAUGCCAACAUCAUCCGCAAGCUGGGAGCCGAGGCGACGGUCCUCCUCAAGAACGUCAACGGGACUCUCCCGCUCAAGAACCCGGCCAACAUUGGCGUCUUUGGCAACGAUGCAGCAGACCCGGCCGACGGACUGGUCUUUGGGGCUGGCUUCGAGAUCGGCACACUCUCCGUCGGCGGCGGGUCCGGCACCGGUCGGCAUACGUACCUUGUCUCGCCGCUCGAAGCCAUCAAGGCGCAUUCGCGCAAGACGGGGGCUCGUGUGCAGUACAUCCUCAACAACAAGGUGCUGGCCGCCGGCGACUUCAGCAGCAUGUACCCCGUCCCCGAGGUUUGCCUCGUCUUUCUCAACACGUUUGCGUCGGAGGCGUACGACAGGACGGACCACGAGGCGGACUGGAACUCGACGCUGGCUGUCGAGAAUGUCGCGCGGCGCUGCCCCAACACCGUCGUGGUGACGCACUCUGCGGGCAUCAACACCUUGCCGUGGGCUGGGAACCCGAACGUCACGGCCAUCUUGGCGGCUCACCUGCCGGGGCAGGAGUCCGGCAACUCCAUUGUUGACGUUCUCUGGGGCCAAGUGAACCCGUCGGGCAAGCUGCCGUACUCCAUCCCCGUCGAUGCAAAGGACACUGACAUCCCCAUCGUCAACCUCACCGAGGCAGAGGUCACUUCCCCGACGGUGUGGCAGGCUGAUUUCACCGAGGGCCUUCUCAUCGACUACCGGCAGCUGGAUGCCAACAACAUUGACCCGCUCUACGAGUUUGGCUUCGGCCUGAGCUACACCACGUUCGACAUCGACGCAUCUCUGGAGGUCAAGCAGCUGGUCAAGAACGUCGCGGCCGCGCCAAACCCCUCUACACCAAACGCACCCGGAGGCAACCCAGAGCUCUGGGACGCCGUCGUCCGCGUGACCGCCCGCGUCACGAACACCGGGCCUGUUGCCGGUGCCACGGUGCCCCAGCUCUAUGUCUCGCUGCCCCAAGGCUCGGUCCCCGAGGGCACGCCCGUGCAGGUCCUGCGAGGGUUCGAGAAGGUGUUUCUAGAGUCAGGACAGUCUGUUGCUGUCGGUUUCGAUGUGUUGCGGCGCGAUCUGAGUUACUGGGACGUGGCAUCGCAGACUUGGGUCAUUCCGAAUGGGCCGAUAGCGUUCCGAGUUGGCUUCAGCUCUCGGGACAUCAAGGCGACGGCGGAGCAUGCUGUUCGGUCCUCUUAG
Messenger RNA from Colletotrichum graminicola M1.001, 2619 nucleotides. RefSeq names its product glycosyl hydrolase family 3 N terminal domain-containing protein. The record is from RefSeq and is a predicted model, not a curated record. The coding region runs from base 1 to 2619 and encodes 872 amino acids. Gene Ontology annotation, molecular function: beta-glucosidase activity. NCBI's taxonomy places the organism in Eukaryota, Fungi, Ascomycota, Sordariomycetes, Glomerellales, Glomerellaceae. The transcript is spliced from 2 exons. Gene Ontology annotation, biological process: glucan catabolic process.